AGGGAGGGGAGAGAGAGGAGGGGAGAUGGGGAGAAAGAUGUGGAAGCAGGGAGAGAGAUGCAGAGGUGAGGGGAAAGAGAAAGAGGCGGACGGACGGGAUUCCCGGCACGUGUAAAGUGCUCUUUAAAUGUCGAAUGAAUGAAUGAAUGAAUGAGCAAGAAAUACCGACAGAGAGGGAGAGGUGGGGUGUGGGCAGAGAAAUGGGGAAGAAACGAUGGUACGAAUGAAGAUGACGAGAUAGAAGGAGAUGCAGACAGAGUCGUGGGCGAUAGGAGAGAGGAGGGCCGGGAAGAUAGAGAGAGAAGACCAGGUGUCUGGCACAUAGAAGGCGCCCAGGGGAAGAGCUGCCAAGUGGGCGGUGAGAUGAACAAGGAGAUAAAUGGAGAGAGAGCCAGACAGCAGGCCGAGGGCAUGGCCAGACGAGCAGCCGCUGAGCUGCUCCCCCGCCGGGUGACUCUCCCUGACGCUCACCCUGCCUCUUCUCCGCAGCAGCUCCCAGACGGCCUCCGCCUAGUCAACCCUCUGACCCAGACGCUCACCCUCAGAUCAUCUGGAAUCCCGAGUGACAAGCCUGCGGCUCACGUUAUAGCAAACCCCCAAAACAAGGGGGAGCUCCAGUGGCUGAACCGGCGUGCCAACACCCUCCUGGCCAACGGCAUGCAGCUGGUAGACAACCAGUUGGUGGUGCCUUCCGACGGGCUGUACCUCAUCUACUCCCAGGUCCUCUUCACGGGCCUGGGCUGCCCCUCCACCCCUGUGCUGUUCACCCACACCGUCAGCUGCGUUGCGGUCUCCUACAACAACAAGGUCAACCUCCUCUCUGCCAUCAAGAGCCCCUGCCAGAAGGAGACCGCAGAGGGGGCUGAGGCCAAGCCCUGGUACGAGCCCAUCUACCAGGGAGGGGUCUUCCAGCUGCAGAAGGGUGACAGACUGAGCGCCGAGGUCAACCUGCCUCGCUACCUGGACUUUGCUGAAUCUGGGCAGGUCUAUUUUGGGGUCAUUGCCCUGUGAGGGGAACACAGGUCCGUCCUCCCCCUACCCCACACCCAAUCUUUUCAUCAUCCAUUCUUUUAGACCUCCUCAUUCCCUUCUGGCUAGAAAGGGAAUUAGGGGCUCAGGGUCAGGUUCCAGGCUGAGGGCUUCGAACGGCGUCAUUAGAAAUCCAGGUUGUGAGGAGGUGUGGCCUGGACAACGGGGCACUGGCUGCCACCAAGAAUUCAAACGGGGCCUUCCAGAACUCCUGGGAGCCUCACGUUUUGAUCUCCGAAUUCAUCCUGGAAGACCGGGACCGUGAGGACCAGGGAGCCUUGGUUCUGGCCAGAACACUUGAGAACCUCCUUGAGAAGACCUCACCUAGAACUUGACAUGAACGGGGCUCAGGCCUUCCUCUUCAGAUGUUUCCAGAUUCUUCUCUGAGACAUGGGCCCAGCCCUCCUGGGGUGGGGGCAUCCCCUCUAUUUAUGAUUGCACUUGACAUUAUUUAUUAUUUAUUUAUUAUUUAUUUAUUUACUGAUGAAUGUAUUUAUGUGCGAGGCCGGGUGUUCUGGGGCAAGCCAAUGGCAGAGCGGCCUGGGCUCAGACGUGUUUUCUGUGAAAAUGGAGCUGAACUGCAGGCUGUUCGCAGCUCCCCUUUCCCGGCCUCCGGAUCUCCUUAUGCUUCCAUUUUUUAAAAACUAUUUAUUUGAUCAAGGUAUCUCAUUAAUGCUGAUCUGGUGACCGACUGUCGCUGUAUCGCUGAACCUCUGCUCCCCAGGGGAGUUGUGUCUGUAGUCGUCCUACUGGUCAGUGGCGAGAAAUAAAAUGUGCUUAGACAAGAAA
Messenger RNA from Tupaia belangeri chinensis (Chinese tree shrew), 1818 nucleotides. RefSeq names its product tumor necrosis factor (gene TNF). NCBI's taxonomy places the organism in Eukaryota, Metazoa, Chordata, Mammalia, Scandentia, Tupaiidae. The record is from RefSeq and is a predicted model, not a curated record. Gene Ontology annotation, cellular component: cell surface; membrane. The transcript has 3 exons. Gene Ontology annotation, molecular function: cytokine activity; tumor necrosis factor receptor binding. The coding region runs from base 151 to 1011 and encodes 286 amino acids. Gene Ontology annotation, biological process: extrinsic apoptotic signaling pathway via death domain receptors; positive regulation of transcription by RNA polymerase II; tumor necrosis factor-mediated signaling pathway.